Molecule: messenger RNA, 4520 nt
Organism: Anguilla anguilla (European eel)
Lineage: Eukaryota; Metazoa; Chordata; Actinopteri; Anguilliformes; Anguillidae
Product: E3 ubiquitin-protein ligase arih1-like
Exons: 14
Coding region: 239-1849 (536 amino acids)
Biological process (GO): ubiquitin-dependent protein catabolic process; positive regulation of proteasomal ubiquitin-dependent protein catabolic process; protein polyubiquitination
Cellular component (GO): cytoplasm; nucleus; ubiquitin ligase complex
Molecular function (GO): zinc ion binding; ubiquitin protein ligase activity; ubiquitin conjugating enzyme binding
Source: RefSeq, a predicted model, not a curated record
UUUAAAUUGCUACAGUUUUUUUUUUUUACUUUUCCGCGUGACGUAGGGUCACAGUUGGUUCAUUACAUCGCGUCCUUUUGUUGGCCCAGUAGCCGCGGCGCUUGUGUUGUUAUUUUCUCUACAACUGAAAUUUUGAAGUCAUAUUUCGUUUGGGGAUUUGUUUUUUGGCCUUGUGUAUUGUCAGUCGCGUGUCUCUCAUCUGUACAGUUUCUUGUCCUUAACUAAAAUUAACCUAGUAAUGGACUCGGACGAGGGUUACAAUUAUGAAUUCGACGACGAGGAAGAGGAAUGCAGCGAAGAUAGCGGAGAAGAGGAGCCCGAAGACGACACCCUGGAGAUCGGAGAUGUGGAGCUGGUCGAUCCCGUCGUGGCCGGUGGUGAGCGGGACGAGUGCGCGGACACCGGGAGCAGUAGCCUCGGGCCUAGCCAAGAUGAAGAGGACUACCGUUUCGAAGUGUUGACUGCCGAACAGAUCCUCCAGCAUAUGGUGGAGUGUAUCAGGGAGGUCAACGAGGUCAUCCAGAAUCCUGCAACGAUCACAAGAAUACUUCUCAGCCACUUCAACUGGGACAAAGAGAAGCUGAUGGAAAGGUACUUUGACGGGAACCUGGACAAGCUGUUCUCAGAAUGUCACGUCAUAAACCCCAGCAAGAAGUCUCGGACACGACUGAUGAACACGAGAUCUUCAGCACAGGACAUGCACUGUCAGAUCUGCUACCUGAACUACCCUAAUUCGUACUUCACUGGCCUGGAGUGUGGACACAAGUUCUGCAUGCAGUGUUGGGGGGACUACUUAACAACCAAAAUCAUAGAGGAAGGAAUGGGACAGACCAUUUCCUGUCCUGCUCAUAACUGUGACAUUCUGGUGGAUGACAACACCGUAAUGAGGCUGAUAACAGAUUCAAAAGUGAAGUUAAAGUACCAGCACUUAAUAACCAAUAGUUUUGUACAGUGCAAUCGACUGUUGAAAUGGUGUCCGGCUCCAGACUGCCACCAUGUGGUCAAAGUGCAGUACCCUGACGCCAAGCCCGUCAGAUGCAAUUGCGGACGCCAGUUCUGCUUCAGUUGUGGCGAGAACUGGCACGACCCCGUCAAGUGCAAGUGGUUGAGGAAAUGGAUAAAAAAGUGUGACGACGACAGCGAGACCUCCAACUGGAUCGCAGCGAACACGAAGGAGUGUCCCAAAUGCCACGUCACCAUUGAGAAGGACGGCGGCUGUAAUCACAUGGUGUGCCGGAACCAGAACUGCAAAGCGGAGUUCUGUUGGGUCUGCCUGGGGCCCUGGGAGCCUCACGGCUCAGCCUGGUACAACUGCAAUCGCUACAACGAAGACGACGCCAAGGCGGCGCGAGACGCCCAAGAGGUAACCACAGCUGCCCUGCCGUUGCAGCGUUCCCGGGCGGCCCUGCAGCGCUACCUGUUCUACUGCAACCGCUACAUGAACCACAUGCAGAGCCUGCGCUUCGAGCACAAGCUCUACGCCCAGGUCAAGCAGAAGAUGGAGGAGAUGCAGCAGCACAACAUGUCCUGGAUCGAGGUGCAGUUCCUCAAGAAGGCCGUGGACGUGCUCUGCCAGUGCCGCUCCACCCUCAUGUUCACCUACGUCUUCGCUUUCUACCUCAAGAAGAAUAAUCAGUCCAUUAUAUUCGAGAACAAUCAGGCAGACCUGGAGAACGCCACUGAGGUGUUGUCUGGAUACUUGGAGCGAGACAUUUCCCAGGAUUCCUUGCAGGACAUCAAACAGAAAGUGCAGGAUAAAUACAGAUACUGUGAGAGCCGGCGGAGGGUGCUGCUGCAGCACGUGCAUGAAGGCUACGAGAAGGACCUGUGGGAGUACAUAGAGGACUGAGCCCCUGCCCCGCCCACCCUGAUUCAACACGCCCCCCUCGCACCACAAACUCUCUGAGCGCAACCUGGCGACAAGCGCUGCCAUGGCGACGCUGCGCUGCACCAGCCUCUGCUGUUACUGCUGGUCUUUGACUCCACCCCCCCCCCCCCCAAAUUCUUUUUCAUGGAAUUAAAAUAUAUUGAAAUAAAAUAUAGAAUAUUAAAAAUAUUAAUUGUACAACAGUAUUGUUAGCAGCAGAGUUGGAGAGUGACAAUUGAAACCACCAACCUCCCCCCCAGUCCCCCCUUCCUUUUCUCUGGCUUGUACUGUGACUUUUUUUUUUUUUUUUUUUUUUUUUGUAACUUCCUUCUUUUCUUUUUUUGGUAUGACUUUUGGUUCUCUUUAGAGAUUAUUUUACAUCUCCCUGUGUGCAGAGGAAAGGACUUUGCUUUCGAAAAGGCUUUCGGAGUCCUGACCAUUUCAGCCGACCGUGGUGAGACCUCCUGUAGGGUCGAUGAAAGUGGAUCGGCUGAAUUUGGGACAAAACUUUUUUGGUAAAAAAAGAAAAUGAGGGGAAAAAAAAAAAAACGAAAUCAGUAUUUUCAAUUUGUAAAUAAGGCAUAUGCAUGGAAGUUUAACCGCAAGCGUGGCACGUGUUUGCAUAAUUCUUAAAAUUUAAAAUAUUUAUUCUUUACAAAAUAUUCGAGAAGAUGUAUAUUUGCUGUGUAGAUUAAGUAUUCCUCCCUGUUUUUUAUGUUGGAAGCGAGGGUAACUGGGGGCUGGCCAGAUUAAAUAAAUUUAACCCCAGACUACACCGCCUACUUCACCCACUACCGCACCAUGCUCUGAAACAGUAAACGAUCAGUGCUUCAGUACAAAGAGCAGCUGCACUUCAGUACAAAGAGCUACAGUGCAAAUAGCAGCAGUGCUUCAGUACAAAGAGCAAAGAGCUUCAGUGCAAAGAGCGAGAGUGCUUCAGUGCAAAGACCAGCAGUGCUUUAGAGCAAAGAGCUGCAGUGCUUCAGUGCAACGAGCAGCAAUGCUUCAGCACAAAAAGCAAGGAGCCGCAGUGCUUCAGUGCAGAGCAGCAGUGCUUCAGUACAAAACGCAAGGAGCCGCAGUGCUUCAGUACAAAAGGCAAGGAGCAGCAGUACUUUAAUGCAAAGAGCAGCAGUGCUUCAGUAAUAAGAGCCAAGAGCAGGAGUGCUUCAGUAAUAUGCCAAGAGCAGCAGUGCUUCAGUAAUAAGAGCAAAGAGCAGCUGUGGUUCAGUACUUAGAGCAGCAGUGCUUUAGUACAAAGAGCUUCAGUGCAAAGAGCAGCAGUGUCUCAGUGCAAAGAGCAGCAUUGCGGAAGGAAUUCUAGCAAAUUGAGCUACGAGUCAGUCUCAUAGUAUCAGUUACUGCUGUUAAAUCUGGAUUAAAAAAAAUGUGAAAAUAGAGAGCACUGGUGUGGUAGAUAUAACUGAGAAUGAGGCAUGAUGGGAUAUGCCAGCUCUACAGCUGCUUUAGUCACCCCCUCCCUCCAGUCCGAGUAGUUUAUCAUUUAACCCUGAAUCCACAUACUGUUUUUUAUGUAGCUGCAGUUUGAAAAUGACACUACAGUUGUUUCAUGAGAGCCAAAUUGAGUGAUAUUCACUCACUGAAAAAGUACUUUUUGUUUUUGUUUGUUCGCAGACUGCUUUGAGGCUUUUCUCGUGUGGUUUUGUAAGCACCUUUGGGGGGGGGUGGGGGUGGUAAAUGUGCCCAGGGGGCAUUGUAAUAAUGGCAUGUACUGAAAGCACUGUUGUACAAGUCAGUUGGUGGCGUUGUUUCAGGCUUGGGCUGUGGAGCUGGCAACGGCAAGACGGGGGUAAUAAAAUAUAGGACAGACGAUCCUGAUAUUACCCGAGAACAGAAUAACUCCUCCAAUCACAGAAUAUGUUGGUGACUUCCUGUAAGGAUGUUGAAGGUGAUUGGUGGAUACUUUGCAGGUACUUCCUGGUAAUUCCUACAGGGAUCCCUGAAGAAUAGUCAAAGUAUCCACCAAUCACUGUAAACACUGUAACCAACAUUCCAUGAUUGGUGAAAGCUCCCGUGUUCUUCCAGUAAGGUGAUGUCAAGACUACUUUCGCCCUGCUAGAUUAUCCCUGCGACCAGAUGCAUCUUUGCUCCUUCCUGUUUUGUGUUUGUUUUUGGUUUUUUUUUUAAGCGAGUCUCCACAGUAAGGGCUGGAGGAACAGUCGCAGGCCUUUCCUUCUCACAUAGGAAGAUUGCUUUUACAUGCUUAAGCGCUACUGCAUUUAACGUGAGCCGUGUUUACACAGGAAUGUACAAAAUCGGGACAUGCCAAUCACCUUCUCUAGGCUCCUCCCCAGGUUAUAUUUUGUAUUAGCAGAGAAGAACCUCCCCCCACCCUGUCCUGCACAUGACCCCAGAAAGGAUCCCCCCCCCCCCCCCCCAUGUGGAUGGGUAAAGGGGGAAAUAUACCGCAUAUAAUGCUGGUGGGGGCUGGCAACGUUAAAAAAAUGUCUCCUUUCACCAAAGUGUGAACCGCCUAGUCCACAUUAUAUUACUCAGUUUUUGAGGCUUUCUGGAAACAGGAGGGGAGACCUAGUUGCUUUUAUGUGUUAUAACUGUUCUUACAUACAAAAAAGAAGGAAAAACCUGACUGUACUAUUUAAAUAAAUGUCAUUAAAAUAUCUUCUAAUUGGGA